This is a messenger RNA of Colletes gigas, 1537 nucleotides long. RefSeq names its product succinate--CoA ligase [ADP-forming] subunit beta, mitochondrial-like. The transcript is spliced from 7 exons. Gene Ontology annotation, cellular component: succinate-CoA ligase complex; mitochondrion. NCBI's taxonomy places the organism in Eukaryota, Metazoa, Arthropoda, Insecta, Hymenoptera, Colletidae. Gene Ontology annotation, biological process: succinyl-CoA metabolic process; tricarboxylic acid cycle. The record is from RefSeq and is a predicted model, not a curated record. Gene Ontology annotation, molecular function: metal ion binding; ATP binding; succinate-CoA ligase (ADP-forming) activity.
AUGUCAAACAAAAUAUCGUCGUUGAUAUCAUGUUGUGGUCAGACAAUAAAGAGACAGGUAGAUAUUUACAUAUUUUAAGUAGCUAAACAAUUAUUGGUUUUUAUCAAUAAUUUGAAAAAUUUGUUUCAGUUAUUAGCUCGUACGUCUAUUUUUACUCAACAAACUCGACACAUGGAAGUUCACGAACACGUUGCGUACACUUUAUUGAAAAAAGCUGGAAUCCCAACUCCGCCUUACGGGGUAGCUAAAACGCCAGACGAAGCUGCUAAAAUAGCCAAAGAUCUCAAUACGAAAGACAUUGUUUUAAAAGCACAAGUUCUUGCCGGAGGUCGUGGAGUGGGACACUUUAAAGGCACCGACGUCAGCGGUGUUGUUAUGUGCGAAACUCCAGAACAAGCAAAGACUCUCGCCAGUAAUAUGAUAGGCAAACUGUUAAUAACUAAACAGACUGGAGAGGCUGGAAGAAUUUGUAAUUCGGUAAUGGUAACGACCCGUAUGUUCCCUCGCAAAGAAUAUUACCUUUCGGUCAUGUUGGAGACCAGUUACGACGGUCCUGUUAUAAUUGUAUCGAAACAAGGCGGCGUGAAUAUCGAGGACAUCGCCGCCUCGAAUCCUGAAGCCAUAACGUAUAUACCAGUUAACGUCAUGAAGGGUUUAACGGCCGAACAAGCGGAUCUUGUCCCGGAUAAAUUAGGCAUAGAGGGGGAGGAGAAAGAUAUAGUCUCGAUAAUUGCUUGCAAUCUGUACGAAUUAUUUAUCGAGACGGAUGCUUUGUUACUUGAAAUAAAUCCAUUCGCAUUGGACAUUUGCGGGGAAUAUCAUGCCUUGGAUUGUAAAUGUUCCUUCGACGAUAGCUCGGAAUUCAGACAAAAAGAAUUAUUUGCUCUACAGGACUUGACGCAACUCGAUCCUAGGGAGGUGCAGGCGAACAAAUUUAAUUUAAGUUACAUAGGUCUAACCGGGAAUAUAGGCUGUAUGGUAAAUGGAGCUGGAUUGGCAAUGGCUACCAUGGAUAUCAUAAAACUGUACGGCGGUAUGCCGGCGAACUUUCUAGACGUGGGUGGUACUGCCACAGCAGAAACUGUGAAAGAGGCUUUCCAAAUAAUAAUCGCCGAUCCAAAGGUAGAAGCUAUCUUCGUUAAUAUAUUUGGUGGAAUUAUGAGAUGUGACAUAAUCGCGCAAGGAAUCAUCUCUGCAACCAAGGACUUGAAGAUGUCUGUUCCAAUAGUCGUAAGACUGCAGGGGACCAACGUGGAAGAAGGGAAAACGUUGAUACGCGACGCGCAGUUAAAAGUUAUUUCUGUGGACGAUUUUUCCCAGGCAGGUGAAGCAGCCGUAAAGUUGGCAUUAAUGGUGAACGUAUCAAAUUCUUUAAAUUUAGACAUUUCUUUCACGAGUAGAGAAAAAUCUGACAAGAAAUCGAAAAGCUCGAAAUAGGCCCUAAUUCUUUUCUAUACUCGCGUAUUUUCUAUCCAUCAUUUUUAAACAUAUAAUCCCUGUACGCUCAUUUUCAUAUUUUUAAUUCUUUUUUUUUUAC